Messenger RNA from Adineta steineri, 765 nucleotides. NCBI's taxonomy places the organism in Eukaryota, Metazoa, Rotifera, Eurotatoria, Adinetida, Adinetidae. The record is from the annotation of a GenBank genome assembly.
AUGCAAGCUUACGGUCGUUAUGAUUUUGCUGCAACGGCCAAGGAUGAACUUAGUUUUCAAAAGGGAGCUAUGCUUAAAAUACUUAAUACGGAAGAAGAUAUGAAUUGGUAUAAAGCAGAAUUAAAAGGACAAGAAGGAUAUGUACCAAAAACUUAUAUUGAAAUGGUUCCUAAUCCUUGGUUUUACGGUACUAUAUCUCGUGCCGAAGCUGAGAAAAUUCUCCUUCAAAACGAUGCUCAUGGUCAGCGAAUUAAUCAACCUGAUGGUGCUUUUCUUGUUCGUAUGUGUGAGUCAUCUCCUGGUGAUUUUUCGCUAUCUGUCAAAUAUCAAGAUCAGGUUCAACAUUUUAAAGUUUUACGUGAUGGUAUGGGCAAAUAUUUUCUAUGGGUUGUUAAAUUUGAUUCAAUCAAUGAAUUAAUUGACUAUCACCGUACAACAUCAGUCAAUCGUGGACAAAAUUUAUUACUUAAAGAUAUGAUUUCAUCUACACAAUCAAAACCCAUAUCAUCACAGACUAGUAACAAUCAUCAACAAAAAGAUCAACGAAAUAUACAACCACCUCCAAUGCAACAACAUUCUGUUCCAUCAACAGAUGGUCAAAAUUUUAUAGCUGCGUAUGAUUUUCAACCACAAGAACAAGGUGAAAUCGAAUUAGCACGUGGUGAUCGUGUUCGAGUGUUAGAUCAAACUGAUGCAAAUUGGUGGCAAGGUGAAGUACGUGGUCAGGUUGGUCUUUUUCCUGCUACAUACGUUCGACCUUUAUAA